AUGGGCAACUCCAACUCCUCCCCAUCAGACUCACCCAACAACACAGACAUCAACAAGACGGACGAGAAAAAGAGUGUCUACCGACGCUACGAAGACAAGAAGCGCGGCCCGGGCCUCACGGACGAAGACAUCCUCAAGUACACCGGCAAGACGCGCGACCAGCUCAACGCCUGGGCCGAGACGCAGCCCGGCGUGGGCAAGAACCAGCCCGCGGGCAAGAUCAGCGUCGGGUCGGCGUCGGGCUUCGUCGGCGCGGGCGCGGGCGAGGGGCUGGGCGGAUGGGGAGCGGAGGGGACGAGGAAGAUGAAGUUUCCGCCCCAGCCGGCGACUGUGAAGAGUGUUGGGGAUGAUUCGGAUGAUGAGUAG
Molecule: messenger RNA, 366 nt
Organism: Trichoderma citrinoviride
Lineage: Eukaryota; Fungi; Ascomycota; Sordariomycetes; Hypocreales; Hypocreaceae
Exons: 1
Coding region: 1-366 (121 amino acids)
Source: RefSeq, a predicted model, not a curated record